Molecule: messenger RNA, 2660 nt
Organism: Myiozetetes cayanensis
Lineage: Eukaryota; Metazoa; Chordata; Aves; Passeriformes; Tyrannidae
Product: integrin alpha-X-like
Exons: 21
Biological process (GO): cell-matrix adhesion; cell-cell adhesion; integrin-mediated signaling pathway
Cellular component (GO): external side of plasma membrane; integrin complex
Molecular function (GO): integrin binding
Source: RefSeq, a predicted model, not a curated record
AUGAUGAAGAUGAUGAAGAUGAAGGUGGCGAUGGAGACUUUUGGGGUACCAGAGACCCCCGGACCCCCCUGGGCCCCCCACCCUGAUGAACGUGAUGAUGAUGAUGAUGAUGAUGAAAAUGAAAAUGUGCUGAGCUCGACCCGCGGCUCCUCCCUGGACGUGGAGACCCCGUGGUGUUCCAGGGUGGGUCUGGAGGGGGGCAGCGACCGCCAGGGGGCUUCGGGGCCGCCGUGGCCCAGUUUGGCAGCGGAGAUGAUGGAUGGCCCCCGGGUCACCAACGCGUCCCUGGGGCUGGCGCUGCAGGCGGGGGAUGGGGAGGCCCUGGCAAAGAGGUUGAACCCAAAUUCGGUGUGUGGCCCCAGAGUGCCCCAGACCUGUGGGGAGAACGUUCACCUGAGGGGCUUCUGCGCCGUGCUGGGCCCCGACCUGCGGCAGCUCCGCAGCCUCCCCGACGCCCUCCCAGGGUGUCCCAAGCGCUCCCACGACAUCGUGUUCCUGGUGGACGGCUCGGGCAGCAUCGACCCCCGCGACUUCGGCACCAUGAAGGGCUUCAUCGCCGAGGUCAUGCGGCGCUUCCGCGGCACAGACACCCAGUUCGCCCUCACCCAGUUCUCCACCGGCAUCGAGGACCACUUUGACUUCAACGCCUUCCGGAGGUCCCCGGACCCCGCGGCUCCUGGCGGGGGUGCGGCAGCAGUUCGGGGUCACCCGCACGGCCUCGGCCAUCAAACACGUCCUGGACCGGGUGUUUGUGCCGGAGCGGGGGUCCCGGGCCGGGGCCUCCAAGGUGCUGAUCGUGGUGACGGACGGGGAGAAGUACGGGGACCACCUGGAGUACGGGCAGGUCACGCCCCGCGCCGACGCCAUGGGCGUCACCCGCUACGCCAUCGGGUCCCCAAAUCCUUCAUCCCCAACUGCUCUGACCCCAAAUCCUUCAUCCCCUACUUCAUAAUAUCCAAAUCCUUCAUCCCCCAGUACUACGGCCCCAAAUCCUUCAUCUCCUACUUCUUAAUACCCAAAUCCUUCAUCCCCAACUGCUCCAGCCCCAAAUCCUUCAUCCCCGGCUGCUCCGGCCCCAAAUCCUUCAUCCCCCACUGCUCUGACCCCAAAUCCUUCAUCCCCAACUUCUUAAUACCCAAAUCCUUCAUCCUUGAGUUCUCCGUCCCCAAAUUCUUCACCCCCAACAUCUCCACCCCCAUCCCUGUCCCCGCCUUGUCCACCCCGGAUUUCCUCAUUCCCAAUUUAUUCAUCCUCAACUUCUCCAUCCUCAACUUCUCCACCCCUGACUCCACUUCCUUCCCCAAUUUCUCCACCCCCAUCUCCAUCCCCGACUUCUCCACCCCUGAUUUCUCCAGCCCCGGCUUCUUCAUCCCCAACUUCUCCAUCUCCGGCUUCUCCAGCUCCGACGUGGGCAGGGCCUUCUCCAAGCCCCACGCGCGGGGAGCUGCGGGAGAUCGCGUCGCGCCCCUCCCCCACCACGUGUUCCGCGUGGACAACUUUGAGGCCCUGCAGGGUAUCCAGGACGAGCUGCAGGACAAGAUCUUCGCCAUCGAGGGGACGCAGUCAGGGGACAGCAGCUCCUUCCAGCUGGAGAUGGCCCAGGAGGGGCUCAGCGCCCUCCUCACCCCCGAGGGGCCGGUGUUGGGGGCCGUGGGUGCCUUUGAUUGGUCCGGGGGGGCCCUCCUGUUCCAGGGGGGGGGAGGGACCCCCACCCUGCUCAACGUCACCCCCGGGGACACCCCCGGGGACACCCCCGGGGACACCCGAGGGGCCUACCUGGGUUACUCCCUGGCCUGGGUGCCCCUGGGGGUCCGAGCUUUGGCUAGGGGGCCCCGGGCUGGGCACGUGGGGAGGGUCCUGCUGUUCCUGCACCCACCUGGGGGCGCCUGGAGCCUCCUGAGCCACGUGGGCUCGUACUUCGGGGGGUCUCUGCUGUCCCUGGACCCCGACGGGGACGGGCGGGCGGAGCUGCUGCUCGUGGGGACCCCCAACUUCUACGGGGGGGGCGGCGGCGGCCGCGUCCACCUGUGCGAGCUGCGCCAGCAGGGCCGGUCCCUGCAGUGCUCGGGGUCCCUGAGGGGCCGUCCUGGGCACCCCCUGGGUGGUUUUGGGGCCAGCCUGGCUCACCUGGGUGACCUGGACGGGGAUGGGUGGCCCGAGGUGGCCGUGGGGGCCCCGCAGGAGGACGGGGGGCUCGGCGCCGUUUACCUGUUCGGAGGCACCAGGGGGUCUCACCUGUCCCCUCCCCAGCGCAUCUCAGGUGCCGAAUUCCCGAGCGGGCCCCGAUUUUUUGGGUGGUCCCUGAGCGGGGGCCGCGACCUGAGCGGGGAUCGACUGCCAGACCUGGCCGUGGGGGCGCGGGGGCAGGUGCUGCUGCUCAGCGCCUUCGAGUGCCCCGAGGAGGGGGAGCUGAGGGGACCCCUCGGCACCGCCCGCGUCUGCAUCAGGGGCUCCAAACGCACCCCCGACGGCUUCGGCUCUGAGAUCUGGUCCCAGCUGUGGUUCCAGGCCGAACUGGACCCCUCCCCCAAAUCCCCCAAAUCCCCUCAAGCUCUGGAGAUCUGGUCCCAGCUGUGGUUCCAGGCUGAACUGGACCCCUCCCGCCUGCAGGGGCCGGGAGUCUUCCCGGACGGGGCCGCGGCCAAAACGGGACCCUGCGG